AUGACUUGGUGGUUCCUGUCAACCGAGUGGCCGAGCCCUUCAAACUCGAAACUGCAAUUCUUCUUUCAUGCCGGCAGAAGGGUGCCCUGCCUCUACCGGCUGCGCCACAAGAAAAACCAUACCAAGAAGCCCUGCAUUGAGGCGAUCCUCUCACCUACUACCCCUGGGCCGAUCCUGACGCGCGCCCAAGGAGGUUUUCCCACCCAGCUGACGCAUUGGGACAAUCCUGCAGCCGACGAGGCGGACCAGCGGGUGUUGGAUAUUCUUGGACGCGUAACCGGGUGCUCCGGCCCGUUGUGGGUGAAGGAGUAG
Molecule: messenger RNA, 312 nt
Organism: Cryphonectria parasitica EP155
Lineage: Eukaryota; Fungi; Ascomycota; Sordariomycetes; Diaporthales; Cryphonectriaceae
Exons: 5
Coding region: 1-312 (103 amino acids)
Source: RefSeq, a predicted model, not a curated record